AUGGCAACGGAGACUCCUAAUUUUGAAAACAAAGAAAGGGAAUCGAGUAAAGAAUUACUAAAUGUUGCGUUUGCCAAGAGAAAGUGUUGUUUCUGCAUAUUCUAUUUAAGUCUGGACCAAUCAAAGAUCGUUGGACAGGUGGGGUGGAAGAGAAUUCGGUUGGUGGAGAGCAAAGACGGAUGGCGGAUGAAAGCAUGGAAGAAGGCAAGGCAGUGGUCAAAGAUCAUGGCGGGGCCUAAAUGGAAGACAUUCAUCCAACGAAUCAACAAGAACAACAGAGGCAGCGGAGGUGGUAGGCUUCAGAAAUUUCAAUACAACCCCUUAAGUUGUGCUCUCAAUUUUGAUGAUGGACCAAGGAAGAACGGUAAUCUCGAUGAUGAGAUCAUGUACCGCGAUUUCUCAUCUUGGUUUGUGUCGAUUCCAAUUUCGGCGGAGUCAUCUAUGGAUCUCGGCAAGGACAUGCCAGCCUUCACGUAA
Molecule: messenger RNA, 477 nt
Organism: Nelumbo nucifera (sacred lotus)
Lineage: Eukaryota; Viridiplantae; Streptophyta; Magnoliopsida; Proteales; Nelumbonaceae
Source: RefSeq, a predicted model, not a curated record